CAUUUAAUCUUUAGUUCUUUUCUAAAUUGAAACAUUCUGACCAUUGCUUGCAUUUUGAUAAUUCUGUACAAUACCAUUUUAUUUGGAACCUUCAGUUGUAUAUAUUCAUUAAAAAAAAUCUAAACAAUAAAAUACAUUUGACACAGCGGCCUUUAGUUUUAAAUAAAACCUUCAGCAGACUUUUAUAGAUGUUUGGGUUGAAAGAUCACAUUUGUUUCUUACAUCACUUCAUCUAUUGUUGAUUUGCCUGGCACUCACUGGUUCGUCUCUGGCACUGUUGUGGUGAGCCUUCACCGCUCCCGAGUCACACACUGAGGUCAAACACGUUACCUGUGGUUUAUGCUUGUGUCUCAUGAAAACAAGAUGAAAAUCAUCUCAUCUGUUUGUGUUCUCACAUCAUUUGUUUGGGGUUUUUCCCGCGUCAUGCUCCGGUUAUGUAUGGGCGGGCUGCAGAGAUUCAGUUUAGUCUUGCAAGAGUUGGUGAGUAUCAGGUAUGCUUUCAUUUUUCAGCAUCUUAAAUCAGCACAAAUUGUGAUCUUUACCCAUUAGGUGUCGAAGAAACUCUGGACAAAAGUAAGAAAAAAAAAAGAUCUAUGUCAGCAUCAUGGCAUCCUGCAGGACUGCACACAAGGUAAAGGGUCUUCUUCAUCCUCUGGUUGAAUGAAACAGGAGGUAGACUGUUUAAAAAAUCUGUCUCUUUAUCUGCUACUCAUAAAAAAUCCCUCUUUUCUUUACUAGUUGCAUCUUCCUUCAAUGCCCACCUUGAUUCUGUUCAUGGUUUUAAUGCCAGGUCAGUCUUGACACUAUGAAGGUAUAGAAAAAGGCUAUUUUACACAAUUUGAACACUUUCAGCCUAAUUCUCUCACCAGCUCCGUGCUGCACCUUCAAGCUGAACUGCUCCAAUCCAGACCUGCCCAGCCUGUUUCAGGCUCUGACUCCCGUCUUUAACCUGAACUCUGUGAGACCUGUAAUGGACACCAACACUCCCACCGACAUCUACAUGUACUUCACUUUGUAUGGGAUCCUUGGAGUGGAUGAAAAGGCACAGCUCCUUGUAACCUACAUUUGGUUGCACUAUUGGUGGGUGAACGAGUUCAUCAGCUGGGACCCCGUCCAGUGCGGCGCGGACAAGAUAACACUUCCAAAGGAAAAAUUCUGGCUUCCAGAUAUAGUAAUCAAUGAGUUUAUGGAGGAAAACAAAGCACCGACGGUCCCGUACGUUUGCUUGUACAGUGAUGGGACCAUUCAUGAUUCUCUGCCUGUCAAAAUUGUGAGCUCCUGUAAUCUCAACAUUUACACAUUCCCGUUCGACAUACAAAACUGCAGCCUCACUUUCAACUCUUACAUUUACUACGCUAUGGACAUAAAGAUUUUCAGUGGGAGAUCAGCUGAACUAAUCACAGAACUCUCAAAAAAUGUGAUGACCACCAAGGGUGAAUGGGAACUGCUGGACAUAGCGGUCCUCAAAAAAUACGUCAAUGACACGUAUGACCUUUACACAGACAAAAUUCAAUAUGAUAUCACGGUCCGGCGCCGGUCCACCAUGUACGUGGUGAACCUCCUGCUCCCCAGCUGCUUCCUGAUCACAGUGGACCUCUUCAGUUUCCUGCUGCCUCCACAGAGCACGGACAGAUCCUCCUUCAAGAUGACCCUCAUUCUGGGCUACACCGUCUUCCUGCUCCUCAUGAAUGACCUGCUGCCCGUCACAGGAAACAGCAUUCCUCUCAUAAACGUGUUCUUCACUCUGUGUCUGGCUCUGAUGGUGGCCAGUCUGCUGGAAACCAUCCUCAUCACCAACCUGCUGUGCUGCACAGCUGACCUCCCUCCUGUCCCUCGCUGGCUCAAAGUGCUUGUCCUGAAGAUCCUGGGCUUUAUUGUGUGCAUGCCACGAAAGAAAAAAAGAAAAUCAGGCAUGUGUCCGAUACAUUAAUGAGAGUCUUUAAAAUUCAAUAGUUCUGUGGGUACAAAGCACCACAUCCAGUGGCGUCUCUUUACCUGGAGACUAGAGUUGACGAUGCCUGUCAGUCACUUUCCAGUGAAUGUUUGGGUUCCAGCUGAA
Messenger RNA from Oryzias melastigma (Indian medaka), 2059 nucleotides. RefSeq names its product 5-hydroxytryptamine receptor 3A. The coding region runs from base 971 to 1930 and encodes 319 amino acids. Gene Ontology annotation, molecular function: extracellular ligand-gated monoatomic ion channel activity; neurotransmitter receptor activity; transmembrane signaling receptor activity. The record is from RefSeq and is a predicted model, not a curated record. Gene Ontology annotation, biological process: nervous system process; regulation of membrane potential; monoatomic ion transmembrane transport. NCBI's taxonomy places the organism in Eukaryota, Metazoa, Chordata, Actinopteri, Beloniformes, Adrianichthyidae. The transcript is spliced from 7 exons. Gene Ontology annotation, cellular component: neuron projection; postsynaptic membrane; synapse.